GCUGCUGUUCGGCCUUUUAUCUCUCUCGAAUAAAGCUCGUCAGGCAUUGGAGAGCAGGGUGUGUGUGGUUCAGCAACUGUCACGCACGUAGAUCGAACACGCAAGAGCAAUCCAGAACCACACAUCACUGACGCCACGGCCCACGGUGGAGCAAAAGGAUAAGGUAAUCGUGUCUCUGCACUCUCCAGAACUCCAUUGCCCUCGGCAUGCAGCAUAGCCGAUCGAAGCUCUGCUCUGGACUCUGGACUCUCGACUCUCGACUCGACACCAUGGAGAGAGCCUGCAGCCCUGCGCUGAGGCUGCUGCGUAAUCCGACCACGACGCAGCUCCCUGCAGCAGGCAGCAGGAACAACGGCAGACGCAGAAGCUUUGCCGUUCACGCGCAGCCUCCAACCGAUGACGAUUACCUCGUCGAGUCACCGAAAAAGGUCCAAGUUACACAGAGCCUGAAGAGGAGCCGCCGGAGGGGAACCGGCGCGCGGCAGAGCCUGGUGUCCGUGGGAACCUCGCGCGGGGGAGGGGAUCAGUGGAGCAGCGACUUCGACCUGACGCUCCGGCAGCUGCGCCUGGAUGACCUGGUCGAAGACGGGCAGAGCGACGCCGGCGUCCUGGUGCACCUUCUAGUUCAGCAGCAUACCCAGUUCGGAAUGUCGAUCAAAGGGCGAGUGGUCACGUCGUUCAGGAAAAUAUGCGAUUCCUGCUCCAACCCCUACUGCACAAAGAUUGACGAGCACUUCAACAUUACGGUGUUGUCCUCCUCCAGGAAAGAUCAGAGUGGGAUGCCUGAACUUGGGGACAGCGAUCCAUCAGUCAUCUUUGUGAAGCCAGGAACGGAAAUUGACAUUGACUCAGCCAUCCAAGAGACGAUACGAUUAACAGCAUCAGCCAAGAGUUCGUGUUCAGAGGCGUGUGAAAAAUCUACCGUCGUAUGGAAAUAUGGUGGGAACCAAAAGAAAAGCUACAGCCGAAGGUGGUCAAAACUUCUUGAUCUGAAGAAAACUCUGGAUAAAGCGGCUAACUGAAUCAUGGCAGAAGCUGACGUGUAUACCAGUACUAAUAGACAUUGCUGCUAAAAUAACAAAGCAUUUCUACAAAGCUAUUUCCUGUGAAAAAAAUGUACGAAUUCAUUCUACUAGUAGGACUUGUUCAUCCAUUUUUUUAGAAGAGAAGGGCUUGUUCAUCCUGAUUA
Messenger RNA from Brachypodium distachyon (stiff brome), 1189 nucleotides. Its product is annotated as large ribosomal RNA subunit accumulation protein YCED homolog 2, chloroplastic. Bases 207 to 1022 code for a protein of 271 amino acids. The transcript has 7 exons. NCBI's taxonomy places the organism in Eukaryota, Viridiplantae, Streptophyta, Magnoliopsida, Poales, Poaceae. The record is from RefSeq and is a predicted model, not a curated record.